Racocetra persica is the source of this 155-nucleotide messenger RNA. The record is from the annotation of a GenBank genome assembly. NCBI's taxonomy places the organism in Eukaryota, Fungi, Glomeromycota, Glomeromycetes, Diversisporales, Gigasporaceae.
GUGCUAAUACUCAUCCUCCAGAGUUUAUUCUAUUUAAUAUAUUCGAUUCAGAAGUAUUAGCUGAUGAUGAAAUAGAAGUACUAGUUGAUGAUAAAGCUAAAGCUGAAGCCAAAGAGUCUGGUGAUUACUCUCUUUCAAAUUAUAUAAAAUUUUGA